Umbelopsis ramanniana AG is the source of this 2102-nucleotide messenger RNA. RefSeq lists its product as uncharacterized. The transcript is spliced from 10 exons. Lineage: Eukaryota; Fungi; Mucoromycota; Umbelopsidomycetes; Umbelopsidales; Umbelopsidaceae. Gene Ontology annotation, molecular function: long-chain fatty acid-CoA ligase activity; long-chain fatty acid transmembrane transporter activity. Bases 35 to 1948 code for a protein of 637 amino acids. The record is from RefSeq and is a predicted model, not a curated record.
CAUUUUACCAGUUCUUCUUUGUUCACUCCUCUCUAUGGCUCCUGCACACUUGUUAUCGAAAGCCGCCUUGGCGUUGGCCGCCAUGGUAUAUGUCGACAGCAAGUAUUACAUCUCCAAGGAUAUCUCCGAAAUCAUGACCGGCCUCAAAAUGAAAAACGUCGUUUUGAAGAACUGGGAAGAAAUGCUUAGAACGGAAACCCACUGUUCCAUCUACAGUGUCCUUGAGAAGAUUAUUCAAGCAAAUAGAGAUCGCGAAGGGUUUGUGUUUUGCGAUCGUAGUAGCGGACAACUUGUUCUUCGUCGCUGGACCUAUGGACAAAUGGAAGAAGAAAUUGCCAGAUUGGCUGACUGGUAUACAUCGAUGGGCAUCAAGGCUAAAGAUGUGGUCGCAGUUUACCUGCCAAAUACCCCACAAAUCUUUUUCACCUUCUGGGCCCUUGCAAAGCUUAAUGCUGUUGGCGCUUUGAUUAACUCUAAUCAAACGGGUGUUCCCCUCACUCACAGCAUCACUAUCUCUAAAGCUAAUUUGAUUGUUGCUCAUGGCACCAACUAUGAGCCCAUUCGUGAUAUCGAGCAUGAACUACCCCACACCAAUAUUGCAAUUCUUAGCUACGAUGAGCUCGUCCCGGAAAAGUGCCCCUACCAAGUAUAUGAUAUGAAGGAUUUCAGACGUACAGGAAAGAGUGAUGAGAUUAGAAGGACCCUGAAGGUGGACACUGGCGAUUCGCUUUGUUACAUUUAUACCAGUGGUACCACUGGUCUUCCAAAGGCUGUCGCUAUUCCUCACAGAACUGGUAUUCUUCCUAUGUACAGCCACAAGCUUUCCGGUCAGCUUUUCCCUGACGAUAAAUGGUAUUGCUGUCUUCCAUUGUAUCACAGCUCCGGUCUUCUCAUUGCUAUGUGCGGUGUGUUGAGUGUCGGUGGCACAUUCGUUUUGUCAACCAAGUUCUCAGCUACCAACUGUAUGGAAGAUAUUUCUAAAUCAAAGUCCACGGGUAUGUCCUACAUUGGCGAAAUUGCUCGAUACCUCAACUCUUCGCCUCCUACACCCUAUGACCGAGACCACAACUUGCGAUUCGCCUAUGGCAACGGUCUCAACAGAUCUAUCUGGAACAAGUUCCGCGAGCGAUUCAACAUUCCUGUCAUUAUUGAGUUUUAUGGAUCCACAGAAGGAAACACAUUCCUCAGAAAUGUCAAUACUGGCCCUGAUGGUGUAGGUUACUUCUCUCACCGAGGUCCCUUGCUCAGAAAGCUCAACCCAACCAUGAAGAUCGUUAAGCAAGAUCCUGAAACAUUAGAGCCAUACCGUGACCCCAAGACUGGAUUCUGCGUUGAGGCCGAUUUCGACGAACCCGGUGAAAUUCUCGGUGAACAAGUUCCCAUCAUUAGUCAGUCCCGUGCAUAUGUUGAUAACAAGAAGGCCAACGAUAAGGUCGCGAUGCAUGAUGUUUUUAAGAAAGGCGAUCUCUGGCACAGACAAGGUGAUCUUAUCAAGAUGACCCGCGACGGCUGGAUUGAAUUUGUUGAUCGUGUUGGUGACACUUUCCGCUGGCGCGGUGAGAAUGUGUCUACUAUGGAAGUGGCCGCUGUCAUGACCCUGCACCCAGGCAUUGACGACAUCACAGUCUAUGGUAUCACACUCCCCAAGUACGAAGGCCAAGUUGGCAUGGCAACCAUCGUUGCCUCUAAUCCCGACGAGGUUGCUCGUGACUUGCGACCAUUCUUGUUGAAGAAAGGCUUGCCCCUCUAUGCCCACCCUCGUUUCGUUCGUGUCAUUGAUGUCAUCCCCGUCACCCAAACGCAUAAGCACCAAAAGGCUGAGCUCAAAAAGGAUGGUAUUGAUGUUUACAAAUCUGUCCCCGUGUACAUGCUGACCGAUGACGGCAACUACCGUAGAAUGAACGAUGAACAUUACAGAGCAGUCCAAGCUGGUCUUGCCAAGUUUUAAAAGAACCAUAGUAUACCCUCUGCUAAUGUAAUUUCGCGAAGGUUAGAGAGAUCAGCCGUGUCAUUACGAGGAGUAUGGUUUGGCUGUUAUAAAAACGUGGGAAUGUAAUGCUUGUUACAAGCGAGAUUAAUUAAAUAAAUGAAUUGUAACCAUG